UUUUAUUCUUUUUCACUUUAAUCACAAUUUGAGUUGGUCAACUCAAGACAAUUCUGUUUAUGUUUAGUCUUUAUAAAAGAUAAGCUUAAAUCUAAUGAAGUUUAUGUUUUGAAUUUGCAUUUGUUUUUGUUUUGUUGAUCAUUUGUGAAUAUUAAAUGAAUUAUUUAAUUUGGUUUUGUCAAGAAAGUCCAGCUUUCAGAUUAGCUGAGAUUAAAGCUCUUUUAACUCUAUUCAAUUGUAAUGUAAAACUUUCCGAUACUCCAAAGGAAAAUCCUUUCCUGAUUGUUAAAAGUGAUACAGUUGAAGAAGAAGAGAAAUUAAUCAAAGCAGCUAGUCGGGCUGUUUGUGUACGAUCAUUGUUUCAUCUUUGGUCUCAUUCAUCAAACCGAGAAGAUUUAAUUUCUCAACUUAAACAAUGUGACUUGAUUAGAAAGAAAGAGUUUACUGGUGCUGAUCGAUCAUUUAAAAUUACCGUUCAAACCUAUGGGAAAAAGAUCACUAGUCAAUUAAAGGUCGAUAAGAUUGAGCAACUUUCGUUUUUACCAUUUGAAGGGCCGAUCAACUUGACCGAACCAGAUAAUCAUUUCUAUCUGAUUGAAUAUUUUGGACUAUUAUCUAAUUCAGCACCGAAAGAACCUUAUGAUAUUUUCUUUGGUCGAUUCCUUACCAAUGGAGAUAACCGAUUCUCUCAUGAUGUUAGCCUUAAGAAACGUAAAUUCAUUAGUAACACCUCGAUGGUCCCCUGGUUAACGGCCGUUAUGGCCAAUUUGGGGUUCGUCAAAGAUGGUGACAUUGUUUAUGAUCCGUUCGUAGGUUCGGGAUCCCUGUUAGUGGCCGCAGCGAAAUAUGGAGCCUUUACCAUCGGCAGUGACAUUGAUUACAAAUUACUUCACGGUGAACGAAAACCCUCCCGUCGAUAUGCAACCAAACGAGAUCCCGACGAAAGUGUUUAUGCCAAUUUCCAACAAUACGGAUUAACAUCUAAUUAUUUGGAUGUUUUUGUCGCCGAUGCUUCGAGAUCUCCAUUCAGGCCAUUUGAAGUGGAUGCGAUUAUAACUGAUCCUCCUUAUGGAAUUAGGGAAAACUCAAGAAAAAUAGGAACUGAUAAAUACGAUGAAACUUACAAAGUACCCGAAGAAUAUUUAAAUUGUCAUUAUCCAUCUAAGGUUCUUUAUCCGUUCGAGGAUAUUAUGAGAGAUUUGUUUCGAUUGGCAUUAAAAAAUUUACGAAUUGGAGGUCGAUUAGUUUUCUGGAUUCCAAGGAUAACUGAUUACCAAAUGGAAGACAGUUUACCAAAUCAUCCCUCAUUUCGUUUAGUUGAUUGUUGUAACCAAGAUAUGAAAUUUAACGUUUCUCGAGUUCUAGUUUCUUAUGAGAAGAUUUCAAAUGAUUCUAAUUGUCAAGUUUUCAUUCCUGAGAUAAUUAAAAAUUUUAGAGAAUUGUAUCUCGAAGGAAUGGCUGCGUUGGGUCUAAAAAAUAAAGAGAAAAUCAAAGAAUAAAACAAUCAAAUUAAUAAUAAAAAUAAGUUUUCUAUUAAAUUAA
Panonychus citri (citrus red mite) is the source of this 1542-nucleotide messenger RNA. Its product is annotated as tRNA (guanine(10)-N2)-methyltransferase homolog. Bases 156 to 1499 code for a protein of 447 amino acids. Gene Ontology annotation, biological process: methylation. Gene Ontology annotation, molecular function: nucleic acid binding. Lineage: Eukaryota; Metazoa; Arthropoda; Arachnida; Trombidiformes; Tetranychidae. The transcript is spliced from 3 exons. The record is from RefSeq and is a predicted model, not a curated record. Gene Ontology annotation, cellular component: cytoplasm.